Molecule: messenger RNA, 2263 nt
Organism: Seminavis robusta
Lineage: Eukaryota; Bacillariophyta; Bacillariophyceae; Naviculales; Naviculaceae
Source: the annotation of a GenBank genome assembly
GUCAAAAGGCUUGAUAAAGGCGUCUUCACCGUUCCCAGAUCCCAUGCGGCACUGCAGCGUGGCUUCUAAAAAAUUGAGUUCGAAGGUCACAGCAACUUUUUGAUUUAGUACUGGGUCAACGUGUAUUCUACGGUCGCUCCAACACCAACUUGCUUGUUCUCAAGUGAUCAAAUCAAACACAAGCGAUCAUUGAAAGCACCAGCGAAUAAAUUUCGGGCACAACACCACCCUUUUUCAACGACCAACAAUCUUUAGAAUAACAUUACGAGACCAUCAAAGAGAGAGAUGAGCAGUACCAACCCAACAGCCACCAAGAAGAAGAUGGCGGGAAGACCCAACCAGUUUGAAGACGCUGAAGAGGAGACUGAUGAGCUCCUUUCAAACAAAACCGAAGCAUCCGCUGAAGAAACACCUGUGGGCGAAGAGUCACCAAGCAGCAGCGACGAAGCAGAAGAAAAGGCUCCCACGGAGCCUCAAGAGACCAAGGAUGAUGAUGCUACCAAGGAGGACGAUGCCACCGAGAAUGAUGAUGCUACCAUGAAGGAUAGUGAUUCCAAGGAUGAUAAGAAGGAAGAAGACAAGAAGGAAGGAGAUAAGGAAGAGGCAACCAAGAAAGAAACACCCUCGGAAGCUAAAGAAGUAUCCGAAGCGCCCUCUGAAGACAAGAGCUCAGAGAAGGCGGACUCUUCGUUUCCCCCCGCGGCCAAGAGUCCGGAGGACAAACCAGAGAGACCCCUGACCACCCCUGAUCCACCUGAAGACGACAAGAAGAAGGUUAAGAAGGAGGAGCCAUCCACUGGCAGUCCUUUGGAUGCCCUGGCCUCCAUGGCAUUAGCUGCUGAGCAACCCAAGCCGAAGAAGAAGAAGAAGCAAGAGGAACUUCCUCCUCCGCCACCGAUAAAGGAGCCCACUAUUCCCUUCAAGGGCGCCCCGCCAACAAAGUUUCUCAAAACGGAGGGUCCUAAGCAGAUGGAGGGCACACGAGUUCGAGCUGAAGACAUUAGUUGCACUGACGUGUUGUGUGGGCGUGGAGGUCAGUCCAAUCAUCAUCCCGGCAACAUCUUUUUCCGCAGAUUGGUGCGUGCCAAACAGGAAGAGUACCUCAAGGCCAACAAGCGAGAGAAAACAGUCGUGGCAAAGGACAUUGUCAAGUUGAUUCGUCUGCUCAGCCCUGGAGGAAGAUUCCUCAAGAAGGAUCCAAAGGACGAGAACGUCUAUGUCGAUGUCGGUGACACUCAGGCACGCAACAAGGCCUCACAGGCUCUCCGCGAAGGAGCACCUGAACUCCGUGAAGAGCUUCGAGACCAACACAGUCGAAUGAACGCUGAAAGGGGAGGAGGACCAGAGGUAAAGUUGCCGUAUCACGGAAGCGGCCGUUCCAACGCAGCUUCGGAGAUGAAGAAAGAAGCCGAUGGGGCUGUUGCUCGAAGUGCCCACGCGGCGGCUGCUGCCGCGGCUCACCACGGGAUGUUCCUUCCUGCAUUCGCGGCUGCUGACGCUCGUGCUGCUGCAGCUUUACGUGCCCGUGGGGAGGGCAAUAACGAGUCCUCUGAUGAUCCGAAUGCCGAAGACGGUGCAGACCCAUCUCGUUCAGCUGCAGCGGUUCACGCGGCAGCCGAGGAGAGGGCUAGGCGUUUGAUGUUGGCGUCCAUGGGGCAACCUGGUCUGGGACCCCCCUUCUUCAGCCCUCAUUUCGGUCUUGGUGGCCUCGGAGGUCUCGGUGCAAUGAAUCCGUUCUUGGCACAGCACACGUCUGCAGCUCAGUUGCAAGCUGCAGCUGCGUUGCAGGCCGCGGGUGGUUCGCACCUUCUGUCUCCCCAAGCGCUGAUGAUGGCUGCUGCGGCCCAGCAGCCGUCGGCAGCAGCGCUGUUGCAUGCAAGCAGGGCUCGUGACCUCGCAAAUCACAUCGAUGCUGCAAACUAUGCAGCUGCAACAGGCAACGCGAAUGCGGACGGUGAAUCCAGCAACCACAAAACCAGCGACAACAAGAAAAAGCGUGAAAGGGACGAAAUUGAACGAGGAGAAUCUGAUGAGAAAUUCACGAAAGCCGCCAAGCUCAGUCGGCAAUACCGUUAGGGUGUCCCAGUGGCGAGAUAUCCACAUUGCGUGACAUACAGUCCACGGCUCGGUUUGCUGGAAUACGGGGGUUGUACUGCAUAUUGUUACAUAUCGUUGCGUAAUAAAGGAAGAGUCUUUCCAACAUAGCGCGUUAGCUUCUUCAAGCUUACACUCUACUAUAGUGCUGUGGCUGUUUCCGUUGCUU